UGGCCAUCCUAAACUCACUUGAACUUUAUUUAGCAACACUGUCAAUAGUUAUCUCUUCUAUAAUAUCAAACUGACAAAAUUCUAACAUGCUAAUUUAUCGAAAUUUUUUUUUUGUAAUCGUCUCCUUAAUGUCAACGAAUUUUGGAUUGCCUAUUAGUUUCAAAGAUCUCGUUGAAACUGAGACUAAUGAAAGUGAAACAGAACUUACAACGAAAUCUGAUGUAUUGAUCUUGGCAGAAGUAAGACGCAAUGAUAUGUAUCUAUAACAAUAUGCGAAAGUAUAGCAAAACAUACGACAAAACCUAAUGAUGGUCUGAUUUUGACAGAAGAAACUGUUAUAGAACAUACAAUAAAACCCGAGGUUCUGAUCUCAACAGAAGAAACUGUUAUAGAACAUACAAUAAAACCUGAGGUUCUGAUCUCAACAGAAGAAACUCCUAUGGAAUAUACAACAGAACUUGAUGUUCUGAUCUCAACAGAAGAAACUACUGUGGAACAUAAAACCCAAACUGAUGUUCUGAUCUCAACAAAAGAAACUUCUAUGGAACAUACAACACAACCUAAUGUUCUGAUUUCAACAGAAGAAAAUACAAUAGUAACACAACCUUAUCAAAAUCCAAUAUAUGAAAAUUUUUUUAUCCAAAAUGGUUAUUUAAACACAACAUGCUAUUAUAAUUCUGGAAAUGAUGAUAGUUUUGAACAUGAUAAAUCAGUAUGCUUCAGCCAAGCAGUUAAAGAUUUUCAGACUCAUCUUGGCUUAGAAGUAACUGGGGAAAUUAAUCCAGAAACAAGAAGAUUUAUUUUAAAUCCAAGAUGUGGAGUGUCUGAUAAAUUUAUUGGAAUGAAUUCUAUGAGGAAACGUAAUUAUCUUAUUCAUGACACUACAUGGACUAAUUCAACAGUAACAUGGUUUGUGGACGGCAGAAAUAAUAAUGGUAUUUUACCAAGUGAGGUUCGAGAAAUUAUGCAGAAAUCUUUUCAAAAAUGGGCUGAUGUUACUAAUCUAAACUUUAUAGAAGUAUCUAAUUCAGAUUCUGCUGAUAUUCGUAUAUCUUUUCAAAAAUCAUCACAUAAUGUUGGUCAAACUGAUCAGGAUUUUAGUAAAGAGGUAUAUGCACAUGCAUUUUACCCAAGAACUAACCAAGAACCUUUAGAUGGUGACUGUCAUUUUAAUGAUGAUAAAAAAUUUUCUACUGGUAAUUACUCUGUUGCUCAUAGUUCUGGCAAAAUAAGUUUGUUUUUGAUUGCAAUUCAUGAAAUAGGCCACUCUCUUGGAUUAGGUCAUUCUCAUAUACAAGGUACCAUUAUGUAUGAAAAUUAUGAACAAAUGCAUCAUGUUGAUGAUUUAACACAUUAUGAUAUUGAUGGAAUUCAAAAAAUUUAUGGUGGUAAAGUUUUACCUGCGACAAAUGACUCCAUUAUGGCUACAACUGUGCGUCCUAAAGUUGUUUGUCCUACUACUGUUGAUGCAUCUGUACAGAUAAGUGAAGGAAAUAUAAAAAAAACUUUGGUGUUCAAUAAAGAAAAUUAUUAUGUAUUAAAUUCUGAUGAUUUUGGUAUUGCAGAAGGACCGUUUUCCGUAUCUUCCAAAUUUGAGGGAGUUCCCUAUGUUGAUGCUGUUUUUACAAGAGGAGACAAAUUUCAUUUCUUUUUUUACGGCGAUAGUUAUUCUGUAUUUAAGAACUAUUCAUUGGACAUAGCUCCUAGAAAAAUUUCAGAUGGAUUUAAAAAUUUAGACACUAGUUUUCGAGAUGUGGAUGCAGCAUUAUCAAUAGACUGCCACGUUUUUUUAUUUAAAGGUGAUUAUUAUUGGAAAUAUACUUUAGAAUUAUCAUCAAUGCAAUAUAAAUUUGAUUAUGAAAGGAAAAUUUCUACUCAUUGGAAAGGGUUACCUAGUUCUAUUAAUGGUGCAUUUAAAUGGCAUGAUGUCCAUGAACAUAGAAAGAUUUAUUUUUUCAAAGGUUCUGAAUACUAUCGUGUAAAUGUAGAAAAUUUUGAGGUUGAUUAUGGUUAUCCUAUGAAACUCUCUGACAGUUUUUUAAAAUGCACCAGCAAAUCUUCUAAAAGACUUUUUUCUAGUUAUAUUUUGUUUACAUCCGUAUUAUUAACUGUUUGGUCAUUCAUGUAAGAAGUUUGAACAAUAUAUGUUUUAUAUAAUAUAUAUACCUUAGUGUUUAAUGUUUAUUAUUGUAAUUCAGUUAGUUUUUAUUUACCUUGUUCAUUACAGUUUUA
Molecule: messenger RNA, 2232 nt
Organism: Hydra vulgaris (swiftwater hydra)
Lineage: Eukaryota; Metazoa; Cnidaria; Hydrozoa; Anthoathecata; Hydridae
Product: matrix metalloproteinase-19
Biological process (GO): extracellular matrix organization; proteolysis; collagen catabolic process
Cellular component (GO): extracellular matrix
Molecular function (GO): zinc ion binding; metalloendopeptidase activity
Source: RefSeq, a predicted model, not a curated record